CUGGGGAACUCUUGGUAGAAAGGUUGGUGGCUCUGGUGGGGGGAGGGGGUGGGGAGGUAGAGGCUUACUAGGUGGCAAACUCCGUACCGGAGCAUGGAGGCUGAGGCAGUCCGCGGAGUCACAGAGGCUUACCCUGUGGACAUCCUGGAGGAUGACGCGGAGGGCUAUCAGGCAGCAGCCGAGGCUUACUAUGAGAUGCUCAGGGAAGGAGCCCAGACCUCAGCAGAGGUUAUCUCCCUUUCCACUGGGGAGCAGGUCAGACUUGAGACUUCAUCUCUUUGUUUUUGCACGAUAUACCGUGAUGAACCUCAACAUAAAAUACUGGGUUUGGUUAAUCCCCAGGACACAAAGACAGUUGUGGCUGUUUACUUAAAGGAAUCCUGGUGGUCCAUCGAAGACAUCCUAAGAACUUCUGAUCCCACGCGGGAAGGGCUCAUGAAGCUGCCUGGAAGUCAGUAUUCUGCUAGCAGCCUUCAGAUGAAGAUGUAGAACUCUCAUCUCUGCCUGCACAAUGCCUGCCUGGAUGCUGCCAUGCUCCCACUUUGGUGAUAAAGGACUGAAUCUCUGAACCUGUUCAGUCCUUUGGGGAAAGGAUUGUUCUCUUUGUUCUCAACGUCAUUGUUUUUGGAAGACUGGAGAGAAGGCUGCACAUCGAUGACAUGUUUUUCUUACCUCACCCUGCGAAGGAGCAAGCUAAGAUUCUGUGGAAAGAUGGAGCCGCGGUUGCAUUUUACUCAGUCAAAAUGAAAGGCAGCCUCUGUGGUGAUGGUACCGGCACAUGCUACCUGCUGCCUGUCUUGGACACCGUGUUUGUGAGGAGGAAGAACCGUUGCCAAGGCCUGGGGACAGCCAUGCUGAGGGACUUCUGUGACACCUUUCAAGGAGACGAAGCUCUGGGUAUCAGUUGUCCGAUAUCUCCUGCAAUGUACAGAGUCCUCAGGCAGUUCCUGUUGACCUGUCCAGGCGAGAGAGGGCGCUUGUGGGAGGUGGAGCCCCCGGGGGCCUGGGGCCAGCAGCGUGUUAACAUCUGGCUCAAGGUUUAUCUUCAGGAGCGGAGACUUCAAGAUGGGAGCACCGUGCACCCUAAAUGUUCUGAAGAGGACACGGACACUCCCGGGCAGGCUUCUCAGGAGGAUGGACCCACACAGUUUAAUCAUGGAGAAAGCCACAAGGAGUGGGCUGUUGGAGAACCGGAGAGGACACAGAAUGGCCGACGCUGUGCGCAAGUGUGUGAGGAAGCGCGUCAGGUGUGAACUCGGCACCUAACUCCUCAGAGGGCCGUCUGGCUUCUCCAGGAUCUGAGCCUGAGGGUUUUUAUACGGCCCUGAAUAGUCUCUGGUCCUGAGGAUGGCGAUCGUUAUCUCUGGCUCCCCUGGUAGGCUCCGGAACAACAGGGUCUGAAGAAGUGCUUGGGUGAGCCAGAUACUCAAUGGGAGCCACUUUUGCAGGCCAACUGUUGGCAGAUGCAGGACUUUAGAACGUCAUUCAUUAAAAUGACCAUUGCUUCCACUCCCCAGGAGAAUAGGAGGGAGAUGCGUGGGACCCUGUGAAUGAAUGAACACACUUCCCCUUAGUGGAAAUGGGCUCAGAGAUGGACCAUGGUUCCCAUCCAUGAUGUACAUUCAGCCUUGUUGUAACCUCAGAGCUCCACAGUGGAGUUUUCAGGGAGACAAGUUCCAUCUCUGGGGACUUGUCAGUCACUUCUGAGCUCCUUGAGGACACACACCAGGGCUGGAUAAUGUCAACCAUGCCAGGGCCUGAUGGUGGCCACUGUGGGCCUUGGACUGCAUUAGGCUCAGUGUACUGCCCAUGUUGCCUUCAGUGCCAUCGGGUCCAGAUGUCUGCAUUCGGGGGAGGAUUUCUACCUGAGAAAGUGGGCCCGACACUUUAUGUUCCCUGAAUGCUCAGCAACAUAUGCUGUGGGGUCUUAUAUUUGUCAAAGCGUGCAGCUCUUUGCUCAUUUCUACAUACAUGCACACAUGCAUGUGUGCACACAUACUUCUCUCAUUUUCUCUCUCUCCUCUUUCCUUCACCUCUUCUCUUCCUCUCUCCCCUUUCCUCUACCCAUUUAUCUGUAUAUAUAUGUGUGUGUAUGUACACACACACACACACACACACACACGUUGUGAUUGUUUGUAUAUGCUAGGCCCAGGAAAUGGCACUUUUAGAAGGUGUGGCCCUGUUGGAGUAGGUGUGUCACUGUGGGUGUCUGGCUUUAAGACCCUCAUCCUAGCUGCCUGGAAGCGAGUAUUCUGGUAGCAGCCUUCAGAUGAAGAUGUAGAACUCUCAGCUCUGCCUGCGCCAUGCCUGCCUGGAUGCUGCCAUGCUCCCACCUUGAUGAUAAUGGACUGAACCUCUGAACCUGUAAGCCAGCCCCAAUUAAAAAAAUUUUUUUAAAUAAGACUUGCCUUAGUCAUGGUGUCUGCUCACAGCAGGAAAACCCUAACUAAGACACACACACAUAUAUCAUACAUAUACAUAUCUACACAACCACACACACAUGUACACUCACACAUACAUUCUAUUUCCUUUGAUUCACUGCUGUAUCCCCUACCAGCCUGUCCUCUCUUGUUCCUUCCUUUCUCCACCCAUCCAGCAUGCUUUCUGCGGGACAAACUCUGUGUCGUGCUUGGGACAUUAAACUGAGGCUUGGUUUCAGCCUCAGGGAGCUGCUCUCUCUGGGUGGGCUGCCCUGAGUGUCUCCUGCAGUUUCUCUUCGUCUCACACACAUUGCAAAGAGGGAGGGGCCCGACUGUGAAGAAGCAGAACUUGCAGCUCCAUACAGGGACAUCACGAGGACCCCGUUUGCAUAUGGGGGUCUGUGAAGGAAGCCCGGACCACAGACAUGGACUGAACAUCUGAGGGGUGCUUUGUGUGGGACCCCACACAUUCUUUAACAUGUAGUUCAUGUGUUGUGAGGAUUUCUUGUUUUCUGUUUAUAUGAAAAUUAACUCAUAAGUAUCUCUGUGAUUUAGUAACAUUAUUGCUCAAUAAAGACCUUCCACAUGUUAA
This is a messenger RNA of Mus musculus (house mouse), 3012 nucleotides long. It is a transcript of the gene Fam169b, whose product is annotated as family with sequence similarity 169, member B. NCBI's taxonomy places the organism in Eukaryota, Metazoa, Chordata, Mammalia, Rodentia, Muridae. Bases 660 to 1253 code for a protein of 197 amino acids. The record is from RefSeq and is a predicted model, not a curated record. The transcript is spliced from 10 exons.